Molecule: messenger RNA, 3009 nt
Organism: Dicentrarchus labrax (European seabass)
Lineage: Eukaryota; Metazoa; Chordata; Actinopteri; Moronidae
Product: serine hydrolase-like protein
Exons: 11
Coding region: 1727-2767 (346 amino acids)
Source: RefSeq, a predicted model, not a curated record
UACACAACUUCAACCUACUUCCAAAAUGCCUGAAGGAGGGAAAAAGUCUGAUUUCAAAGUGUCCUCCUGGAAGUAAUUGAGCAGAGAUGGUUUUCCACCCAGAUCCUGAUACGUCCUGUCUCAUGAUCAAUUUAAUUAGGCAACGGUCUCAACAAUAGCCACCCUCAUUAUGUGUAUUUUCUGUGUGAAAUGGCACAGUAUUUGUUUUUGAUGACUUUAGUAGAGCUGGUCUGGGAAAUACUGCAUUUUAUUUAAUAAAAAAAGCAACAUAUAAAGAAUAAAUGAAGCCUGUGGAUAGAGAGAGACAACAAGCAGCUCUGUCUGUUUUAUUUCCUUCUUUAAUCCAGUAGAGGACAGUUAAAGAUCAUAAGGAGAUUUGCACAACAUUUAAUGAACAUUUGGCUCUGGUUCGUUACUUCUUCUUUCUGCUGAAUCAGUUCUCUUCACCAAUGACUCGAGAAAAUCAUCUGAUGAGGACGGCAUCUUUUUUUCUGAAGGAAUAUUUUAACAUUUUGGGGGAAUAGACUUGUUUUUUCUUGCCAAUCUUAUCUCUCCAAAAGUAAGAAAAUCCACCUUCCAACAAAUCUAAAGUUCACUAAUUAACACGUUAUAGCUUGUUUGUUAAAAAGUGUUGUGGUUUUACAUUGUUACGGGUUGUGUGCUGGACUUCUUCUAGUUUUAUACAGAGCCAGGCCUCCAGUUUUAUCUGUAGCUUCAUAUUUACUGUACAGACAUUAACUCUUGGCAACAAAGUGAAUAAACAUUUUCUUAGUUGAAUUCUCUUCCUGAUCAAUUCAUAGCAUUCAUCUUUAAAUCCACUCUUAUAUUUUAUCUGACACACUUCCAAAAAACUGUGCUAUUGCACGAAAGUGACUCAAUCUCUUCGACCCUUCAGACUCAGAAACAUUCAACUUCACAUCCCAUUGAGAUGGUUUGCUUGAUCUCUCGGAAGCUUUUGAUCCCUCCUUACUUCUUGAUCUGAUAUUGGAUUAGAUUCUGCAGUUUGUUGAUGGUUUCAUCAUUUGUAGAAGAAGCUGAUGUUAAAAUCCAGGUUGGUAGUUAGAGACAGUACAAUGUUUACCCAAAGCUUCAGUGACAUGAACAAAUAAGUUCUGCACAUUAAUGGCAAAAUUAUAUUUCCUCUGACAAGGCGACUGUUGAGACGAUACAUAUAUGUCCAAUCUUUCAAUUAGAUUCUGGACAUAAGGCACACAUGGUAUCGUAUAGUAAAUGGGUGCUCAUCACAAGGUUUCCUUUAGUAAUGUUUCAUUAUUUAGACCAAACAGACCGUAACCCAACUUUAAUCUUUAGUUUAUUUUGGGCUUUUCAUUGUCUCUAACUUCACCUUGAAACAUCUGAUUGGUUGAGCUCAUUGUGGCAGCACAUAUCUAUAUUUACUAAAGUCUCGUUAUAGAAAGAGGAAGUGGUGGUGCCGUUGGUGGAGACUGCCUGACAGGCAUUACUGAGGGAACAUGAGCACAGAUUAGUAGACUGUUGUCAUCUGGCUUUGUUGAAAAGUAAAAUCCCGCCUCUGCAGUGUUUGAUGAUUGGCCAUAACUGUAGCUCCUCAUUCUGAAUAACCAAUAAAAUCAAUGGUUGCAGGAAAUCUUCAGGUUGCUUUUAUGUUCCAAAGGUCAGAAGUUGUGUUUUCCACUUUUUGCAUUUUGUUUUUGCUGAUAUUCAUCUUUGCAGGUGAGCCAUAACCUGAGAAUCAUCAGACAUUGAAAUGUCGUCUACAACGACACAAGCAGUUUCAGAGCUCUCUGUGCGGGUCCCAUGGGGAGAGAUCAGAGGUAAAGUCUGGGGUCCUGACCACGGUCGUCCUGUGCUGUGCCUGCAUGGCUGGGCUGACAACUGUGGUACAUUCAAGACUCUCAUUCCCCUUCUACCCAAAGACUGCAGAUACGUGGCGGUGGACCUGGCAGGUCACGGCCUGUCAUCACAUCGUCCUCCUGGAGUUUUCUAUUCGUUUCCUGCGUACGUGGCUGAUGUUCGUAGAAUCGUUGACGGUUUGCAGUGGACAAAGUUCUCCAUCAUAGGCCACAGUAUGGGCGCUAACAUCGCUGCACUGGUAACUAAGAUCAAUCACAUGCAACUUAUCACUGUUUUCACAGAAUAUACAGAGAAUAUUUUGCUCUAUUUUCUUGCAUUGUAUUAUAUUUUGUCCAUAUUGUGUUUUCCACAGUUCAGCUCGUUGUAUCCUGACAUGGUGGAAGCUGUCAUACUGCUGGAUGCUUUUGGAUUCUUACCUACAGAUCCAAAAGAAAUACCCAAAGUGAUGAGGCAGGGGAUGGAAGAGAUGCUUCAGUAUGAAAAAAAGACAGAAGAGAAGAAAAGAGUUUACACUUUUGAGAAGGCAGCUGAGAGGCUGUUGGCUGCAAACCCAACUCUAUCUGAAGAGUCUGUGCACAUCCUUUUAGAGCGAGGUCUAGUUCAAGUUGAUGGAGGAUUUGUGUUCUCCAGAGACCUGCGACUUAAUUUUAAAAACAUAGUGCGCAUCAGUUUGGAGCAGAGUCUGGAGAUGCAGUCAAGGAUUCAAGCUCCUGUUCUAGUUGUUCUAGCAGACAAAGGCUUUGGUGCAAAACUUCCAGAAUCAAACCGACAGAUACUUACCUCCACACUUCUCCAGGGCUAUCGAGACAGAAAUCACAUGGUGGUGACAGUACCAGGUGAUCAUCACGUCCAUCUGAAUAAUCCUGAAGUCGUCGCUCCUCUUGUUUCUGACUUCCUGCAGACCAAAGUGAUCUCCCACCAGCUGCCAGCAUAGUGGACACACACACACACACACACACACACACACACACACACACACACACACACACACAGUGACACAUUUUCCGUGCUAAAUUUCACACACUUUGUAUACUGUGCUCAUCUCUCUCAGAGCAGUUGUUAACAUAUUCAUGUUUUUCUGUCUUGAUAUAUGAUAUUUGAACUGUACUAUAAAGUUUUUAUUGAAAUUGCUGCUUUGAAUUUACAGCAGUUACUAAAACUGUUUGCAUUGUUUAA